CGCCGGAAGAGAAGCGGGUCUCUUCGCGGCCGGCCAUCUUGUGCGGCAGCGAGCAGGGCGCGGGGGGGCCCGGCAGCAUCGGAGCAGGAUCCCGCCGACGGGGGCCCAUCAUGCCCGGACACCUGCAGGAGGGCUUCGGCUGCGUCGUCACCAACCGCUUCGACCAGCUCUUUGAUGACGAGUCCGACCCCUUCGAGGUGCUGCGGGCGGCCGAGAGUCGGCGGAAAGAGAGCGGCGGCGGCGGCGGGGCCCAGGGGGGCGGCGGGGCCCGAGGAGGCCCGGCGGGGGCGCAGAGCAACUCCUCGGGCGGUGCCGGCGGCGGAGGGCCGGGCCAGGCGGGAUCGGGCGGCGGAGCGGGCAGCGCGGCCAAGCAGCUGCGCAGGGAGUCCCAGAAGGAGCGCAAGAACCCGCUGCCGCCCUUCGCCGCCUCCGCCGGGGGAGAGCGCCGGGAGGAGGGCGGCGGGCAGCCCGGAGCGCCGCUGCGGAAGGAGGGGAUAAGGCGCAUUGGCAGGAGGCCUGAUCAGCAGCAGCAGCAGCAGGGCGAAGGCAAACCCAUUGACAGGAGACCUGAGAGACGACCUCCUCGUGAGCGCCGAUUUGAUAAACCUGUCGAUGAGAAGGGCGAAGGAGGAGAAUUCUCUGUUGAUAAACCCAUCCUGGACCGACCGAUGCGUGGACGUGGUGGACUUGGAAGAGGCCGUGGCCGUGGCCGUGGGAUGGGCAGAGGAGAUGGGUUUGACUCUCGUGGCAAACGUGAAUUUGACAGACAUAGUGGCAGCGAUAGAUCUUCUGUUUCACAUUCGCAUUUCAGCGGCCUGAAGCACGAGGACAAGCGAGGUGGCAGUGGAUCACACAACUGGGGAACCGUCAAAGACGAACUCACCGAAUUGGAUCAGUCUGCUGUAACUGAGGAAACGCCAGAGGGAGAGGAACAUCCGCCUGCUGAUUCUGAAAACAAGGAAAAUGAGGUUGAAGAAGUUAAGGAGGAAGGUCCUAAGGAAAUGACCCUGGACGAAUGGAAAGCUAUUCAAAGUAAGGAUCGUGCAAAGGUUGAGUUCAACAUCCGUAAACCAAAUGAGGGUGCUGAUGGGCAAUGGAAAAAAGGAUUUGUUCUUCACAAGUCAAAGAGCGAGGAGACAAAGGCGAUGACAGAAAUGCAGGGGAGUCUGCUGGAGUCAAAUGAGGCCCACGCUGAGGACUCGGUAAUGGAUCAUCACUUCCGUAAGCCUGCCAACGACAUCACAUCCCAGCUGGAGAUCAACUUUGGAGACCUCGGCCGCCCCGGACGCGGUGGUCGAGGGGGCCGGGGUGGCCGAGGACGUGGAGGCAGGGCCAGCCGUGGGGGCAGGACUGACAAGUUGGUUAAGGAGUUUGAUGUGAUCCACACGCCCAACCAGUCAAGUGCUUCUGCUCCUGAUGUAGAUGACCCAGAGGCUUUCCCAGCUCUGUCCUAAACUGGAUGUCAUAAGCCAACCCUGCCCUCGUUGGGCCUUCCUCUCCGAGGCUUGCAUGCUUAAGGAUCCUAAACAACUAAGAAAUUGAAAAAAAGAAAAAAAAAAAAAAAAAAAAAAAAAAAGAGGAGACUGUCAUUCAUACCAUUCACACCUAAAGACUGAAUUUUAUCUGUUUCGAAAAUGAACUUCUCUCGCUACACAGAAGCAACAAUAUGGUAGUCAGUUUUGUAUUUAGAAAUGUAAUGGUAGCAGGGAUGUUUUCAUAAUUUUUUCAGAGAUUAUGCAUUCUUCAUGGAUACUUUUUUGUAUUGCUGCUUGAAAAUAUGCGUUUCCAAACUUGAAAUAUAGGUGUGAACAGUGUGUACCAGUUAAAAGCUUUCACUUCAUUUGUGUUUUUUUUUUUGUUCUGUUUUUUUUUUAAUUCAGGAUUUUAGAGAUUUUCCCCUGACUGCGAGCUGGAUUUGAAUCCUUGCACACUACUUGUGUUCCCUUAGCUCCUGCUUAGCAGGUUUUUAUCAACCCGUGCUCUUCUGGGAUAUGUGGCAUUUUAAUUUGGCAGACUGAGCGCUGUCUGAAAUACCAACCCCUGGAGUUACUUUGGUUUUAGUGCUUAAUUUCAAACUUGGAAAAACAGUCAUUUUUCAUCUGCUUGGUAGCUCGUUUACACAAAAGCUUUAUACAGAAUUGUUACCAGAUACUUGAAAAAUACUCAAAGCACAUUGGGUUCUGGUUCCGUAGCCGUGUAUCCAGCAGCGAUACGUGGAUCUUUGGUCUGAACAGGUUUUAAAAUUAGUGUGACACUUUUCAUUCACCCUUCUUACCUUUUUAUUCCCUCCUUCAACAGAACAAGAAGCUUUGUUGGCAAAAAGGAAGAAAGAAAAAAAAAAAGCUUUUAAAUCACCUCUGUUUCUCCCUUGGGAGGGUGCCCUGUAGCUGAGCCACCUCUCCUCCUGUGCAGAGCUGGGGGGGAGGUGGCGGCUGCAGCUCUGGUGCUCCUCCAGGGCUGUGGCACGGUGCCCCAGGACAGCGGGAUCCCAUGUGCUCACAGCACGCCCCCACAGCCCUGCUGAAGAGGCAGCCCUGGCAGGAGGAACGGGGCACUGCAGUCUGUGUGUGAUGCAGAAGGGCGCAGAGCAGAACCCCAGCGCUUCACCUUUAGUCUAAACCUUGUCCUGCGUCUGCGUGCUGCUGGAGGUUGGACUGCUGGUUGACAAAUGAAUGUUUUCCAGGGAGCGAUUGUAAGAAAUCCUUCGUACCCCUGUAGUCACUUGUAGGUUUAAUUUAACCCCUGCCAGUGGGGACCUCACCACUUCAGCACCCAAAAGCAGUUCAGAGAAUGACGAAUAAGGAGGGUUUCGUAGGGUUUUUAUCUGCAGCAUUUAGUAGGAGACUAGAAGCAGGAUUCUCAUUUUAUUUAAUGUUUUACACUUUGGACAGCUUAAAACAUUUGUAGUUUCUUAACUAGGUAGAUAGAAAACAAAUGGUAAUGCCCUAUUUUUUUAAAAGCUGUACAGGACAGGCAAAAAGAAUGGGAGACCUUUGACUAUGUAACCCCGAACUCCUUAACCAUGGCGUUGGCUGGCUUGAUUUCCCUGAACUAUUUUCUACAGAUGUGUUUGUUGUAAACCACUGUUAAUACCAUCAGAUCAGACUUGCUGGUGUUCUCACCUGCCGCUUGGAAGCACCGGGCUGGGAGGAGGAGGCGAGUUUUCAGCUGGUGGAUGGCGAUGGCUCUUGGUUCGUUUCCCCCAACUGAGCAGGCAGGCAGGUGCUCGGUGCAGGGGCUGCAAUCCUUCCAGCACUGAGUGUUUCUCUUCUGUCUCCCGCUGUGAGUUGGUAGAAUGUGCUGCAGUUUCAGUUUUGGGACGCCUCGAGUAAUACAACUAAUUGCCUUGACGUGCAGAAACGCUUACAGAAAAGCUUUCUCUGUAACAUAAGCCUUCCCCAUCUCCAGACUGUGUAUCUGCUGUUGUUUCAGUUGUCACUCUGCUUUUUUCCAGAUGCCUUCUGGGCUGUCCAGUUGGGCAUUUGGGGCCAGGCUGGCCGGAAGCUUUCCCUUCUGCUUUAGAGAAUAGAGCAGCUCCUGGAACAGCACGUCACGUGCGGUGCUCGAGACAGCUUGUACUUAACAUUGGUCUGUCUGCUGUUCUGAUAGAUGUAAAUUUGCCUCUUGCAGUCCAUUCGUGUCAAGAACUAAAACUGUGAACAUAUAUCUUUAAUAUUGGUGGGUGUUAACUGAAAUAAAGGUUUAUUUUCAUGCUCUUUUAAAAA
This is a messenger RNA of Tympanuchus pallidicinctus (lesser prairie-chicken), 3725 nucleotides long. RefSeq names its product SERPINE1 mRNA binding protein 1 (gene SERBP1). The coding region runs from base 111 to 1454 and encodes 447 amino acids. The record is from RefSeq and is a predicted model, not a curated record. Gene Ontology annotation, cellular component: cytoplasm; nucleus. The transcript is spliced from 10 exons. NCBI's taxonomy places the organism in Eukaryota, Metazoa, Chordata, Aves, Galliformes, Phasianidae. Gene Ontology annotation, molecular function: mRNA 3'-UTR binding.